This is a messenger RNA of Triticum aestivum (bread wheat), 2872 nucleotides long. RefSeq names its product casein kinase 1-like protein HD16. Gene Ontology annotation, molecular function: ATP binding; protein kinase activity. Bases 211 to 2577 code for a protein of 788 amino acids. The record is from RefSeq and is a predicted model, not a curated record. The transcript has 18 exons. Lineage: Eukaryota; Viridiplantae; Streptophyta; Magnoliopsida; Poales; Poaceae. Gene Ontology annotation, biological process: protein phosphorylation.
UCCACAACUUCCAAGGCGCGCCGGUCAUGUCAUCCCCCUCUUUUGCCCCUCGCCGCCGCCUGCAGCAGCUCCUGCUCCCUCCACGCCUCCAUCAAUACCGCCCUUCCACGGCCCGCCACCCAGCGGCAGCUGCUGCUAUAUCCCACCCUCCAGGCACCAUCCUCCGCCUCCCCGCUCACCAAACCCUCUCUCCCGACCCUGUACGCUGCCAUGUCGGAGGCCGCCGCCAUUCUUCCGUCCAUGCGCGACCCCGGCGACGGCGCCGCGCCGCCUGGCUCGGUUUCCGCCCGGCCGGACCUUGAUUUGAACAGGCCAGCUGGCGACGACGAGGGCGGCGGCGGGGCUGCUGAUCGCUCGAGACGGGGCGGUGAAAGCGCCGCCGACGGAACUUCACAGUCUGCACAAGGCGAUGCCGCCAUGACGCGGCUGCCUGAAAGGCUUUUGGGCAAUCAGAUUGGCAAUGUGGCUCCACGGGGAAGAGCCGGAAGGCGUGGUGGUGGCGCCGCUACCCAAGGAAGAGGAAGAGGAGGGCCAGCUUCCAAUCCUAGAGGCAAGAGGUUGAGGCCUAGUGAUGAUGUGCAUACCGAUCAGGAGCAGCCUCGCGAGGACACCCCUGAAGGCGUCGCUGGACAGGCAGCCGGUGCAGGUGACCACGGUCUGAACAAGGAACCUGCAAAUUUGGGAAUAGAUCGCGGAGCUGCCGAUAGAUUUGCGAGUGAAGCCAUGAUAACGCCACAGGCUGAGAGGGCUCUUAAUUGUUCUGCGAUUGACCGAAGUGAAAGCCAAGCAGCCUCGCAGCCUAGUGGAAACGACCCCCCAGAAAUUAUCGCCAUAGACAAAGCCACGGCAAUCCCACCAGUGCCAGAGAGGGUUGAAGUAGGCAACUCCCCAAUAUAUAUAACUGGUAAGAAGUUGAGUGGUAAGGUCUAUGUUGGCAGACGAUUAGGUAUGCCCAGUGGAGGAUACAAGGGUCGAAAUGCAAUCGAGGUUGCACUGAAAUUUGUGCAUCGGAGAAGCAGGGAAGGUAGCUGUGACCCCCCAUAUGAGUGGCAAGUCUAUCAGGCUCUCAAUGGUUGUUAUGGCAUACCAUCGGUACACUACAAGGGUUGCCAAGGAGACUACUACAUUCUUGUAAUGGACCUGCUUGGUCCUAGCCUCUGGAAUGCUUGGCAUUCACCAGGACAGGAGAUGUCAGUUCUAAAGGUUGCUUGUAUUGCCAUCGACGCCAUAUCAAUUCUUGAGAAGAUUCACUCCAAAGGCUUUAUACAUGGUGAUGUAAAACCUGAAAACUUUUUGCUUGGUCAGCCUGGAUCUGCUCAAGAAAAGAAGCUUUUUCUCAUUAAUUUUGGUUUAGCAUCUAACUGGAAAUGGAAAAGAGGAUCAUCCAGUAUGCAUGUUCAGUAUGAUCAGAGGCUAGACAUAUUUAGGGGAACAAUUAGAUAUGCUAGCGUCCAUGCCCAUUUAGGUCGUACGGGCAGUAGGAGAGAUGAUUUGGAGUCACUAGCAUACAGCCUUAUAUUUUUAUUACGAGGAAGCUUGCCAUGGCAAGGCUGUCAGGGAGAUAACAAGAGCUUUCUUGUUUGUAAGAAGAAAAUGGAGACUUCUCCAGAGGUCCUGUGUAGCUUCUGUCCAGCCCCAUUCAAACAUUUUCUUGAGUUGGUUACUACUAUGAAAUUUGAUGAAGAGCCAAAGUACGAAAAACUUGUUUCUCUCUUUGAUGAUCUGAUUAUCGGGCCUGUUUCAAGACCCAUCAGGAUCGCUGGAGGUCUAGAGGUUGGACAUAAACGUGGAAGAAUUGUUGUAAAUCUUGAAGAAGAUGAACAGCCUAUGGAAAAAGUUCGGUUGGGGAGCCCAGCAACUCAAUGGAUUUCGAUUUAUAGUGCUAGGCGGAACAUGACGCAGCGAUGCCACUAUAAUAUAGCUGAUUCAAGGCUGCAUCAGCACAUACAAAAAGGUUAUGAAGAUGGCGUGUUCAUUAGUUGUAUAGCUUCUUUAAAAAAUGUGUGGACUGUCAUCAUGGAUACUGGGACCGGCUUUUCUUCUCAAGUUUUCAAUCUUUCACGAAAUUUCCUACAGAAGGAUUGGAUUAGGGAGCAGUCGGAGAAGAACUUUUACAUAACAGCAAUAGCUGGAGCAACCAAUGGAAGCUCAUUGGUUGUGAUGUCCAAAGGGACUCCGUACACACAGCAGUCAUACAAAGUCAGUGAAUCUUUUCCUUAUAAGUGGAUUAAUAAAAAGUGGAAAGAAGGUUUUCAUGUAACAUGUAUGGGUACUGCUGGGAACCGUUGGGGUGUUGUCACGUCAAGGAACACCGAUUAUUCCUACCAGGCUGUUGAGUUAGACUUUGUGUAUCCAAGUGAAGGAAUCCAUCAGCGAUAUGGUGCCGGUUACAGAAUAACAUCAUGCGCAGCCACGCCUGACCAAACCGCUUUUAUCAUGAGCAUAGCCAAGGAGUCCAAGACGAAACCAGUGGAUGAAACUUUUCUGACUUCUGAUUUCCCCAGCAAGGCUACGAAGGAGCAAUGGGCGAAGGGCCUAUACAUCACCUCGAUCUGCCACGGGCGAACUGCGUGUUGAACCUCCACGGCUGCGAAUUCACUCGAGUUCGAACUUCUGCAGUAAGUUCUAACGUUGGCCUUGGUGGGAUUCCUUUUGGUAUUUUGAGUUGCAAAUGGUUGGCCUUGGUGCCUCUUGCAGUAGUGAGUGACCUGCUCUUAUUGCAAAGAAACAUUGGUUAUCUUUUCCUUAUAAUCAGGCGUUAACCUUGCCCGUGAGCUAAUGUCUGGUUUGCCAAAAUGUGUAUCGUUUCGAUCUCUGAGCAAAUGUGUGUGUUAUAGUUGCCAGGAGGCAAAGACAUCGCCACCUCCAGCAG